AUGACUAUACAUAAACCAACAUAUUUUAAUAAAAUCAACGAUACAUUAUUAGAUAAUAAAUUCCAUGUAGAUGAUGAAUAUAAUAUAGCAAAUAACUCAUCAUUAUUACUAGAAUAUAAGCAUCGCGAUUUAUUAAUACAAUAUCGUCAAGCAGGUGAAUCUUAUUUAUUGAUUGAGUAUGGAGAUUCGAAAUCUCCUGUUAAUUUAAUAUUACGUAUGCGUAUACAUCAAUUACAAGAAUAUCUUGGACUUAUUACAGAUUUAACAACAAUGAAAACAAAACCAAUCUUAAAUGGUCUUAUUGAUGGUGCAACAGCGAUUAGAUCAUUAUUAAUACGUUACGAUCCUAUUCGUUUAUCACAAAAUACUUUAGUCGAAUAUUUACAGACAGUGGAAAAAUCAUUAUCAUUUGAUGAUACUAUAAAUUUACCCUGUCGAAAAAUAUCUCUACCGAUAGCAAUCAAUGAUCAUUGGAAUAAGGAUGCUGUAAAACAUUAUAUGGAAACAAUUCGCUCGAAAGCAACUUAUCUACCAGAUAAUUUGAAAUUCAUUGCAAAUAAUAACGGCAUUACUGGAGAAAAUGAUAUUGACCAAGUAUCAAAUAUUCUAUUAGAAGCAGAAUGGUUAGUGAUUGGAAUUGGAUUUUAUCUUGGUUGUCCAUUUGCUAUUCCAUUAAAUCCGAAACAUCGAUUAUCUGUACCAAAAUAUAAUCCGUCGAGAACUUAUACGCCUGAUGGAUCGUGUGGCCUUGGUGGGAAUUAUAUGGCUAUUUAUCCUAUUGAAAGUCCAGGUGGUUAUCAACUAUUUGGAAGAACGAUACCAACUUGGUCAACAUUUGGUACAAUCGGUCAUCCUUUCACCAAUGGUCAACCUUGGUUAUUAAAUAUGUUUGAUAUUAUUCAAUUUCAAUCUGUUACUGAAGAAGAACUAGAAAAUCUCCGUCGUUUAGCAUUUGCUGGAAAAUAUCAAUACCAAAUAACUGAGUGUACAUUAAGUCUAAAUCAUUUCAAAGAAUUGAACGAUUCCAAUGAUGCUGAUUUACAAGCUUUUAAAGAAAAACAACAUCUUGCACGGGAAGAUAUCUAUGAAAAAGAAACUCAAUUAUUAGAAGAAGUCGAUUCUGAUCGGCACAAGAAUAAUUUUGAUCAAUCGUCAGAUGGUUCACAACAACUAAUACCACAAUCAGAUGAUAAUCAGAAAACUUUUUAUGCCAUAGUUGGUGGUGUUAUUCAAUCCAUAGCUGUGCAGAUUGAGGACCAAGUUGUUUCGGAUCGAACAAUUCUUUGCACUAUUCAAGCGAUGAAAACGGAUAUUACAAUUAAAGCUGAUUGUGAUGGAAUAUUAAAUCAUAUUUUCAUAAAAUUGAAUCAAUUAAUCAAUGCUGGCGAUCCGCUUUUUGUCAUUAAAUUUCAGCGAUAA
Messenger RNA from Didymodactylos carnosus, 1419 nucleotides. The record is from the annotation of a GenBank genome assembly. NCBI's taxonomy places the organism in Eukaryota, Metazoa, Rotifera, Eurotatoria, Philodinida, Philodinidae.